Messenger RNA from Lemur catta (Ring-tailed lemur), 1809 nucleotides. RefSeq names its product keratinocyte proline rich protein (gene KPRP). Bases 1 to 1809 code for a protein of 602 amino acids. The record is from RefSeq and is a predicted model, not a curated record. NCBI's taxonomy places the organism in Eukaryota, Metazoa, Chordata, Mammalia, Primates, Lemuridae. The transcript is spliced from 3 exons.
AUGUGUGACCAGCAGCAGAUUCAGUGUUGCCUGCCGCUCCCACAGUGCUGCGUCAAGGGUUCUUCCUUCCACCCCGCUGAGUCCUCCUUUGCCAACAACCAGGUGGUGGUUCAAGCCCCUUGUGAGAUGCAAAUUGUGGAGUGCCCUGCACCAUGCCCAGUUCAAGUUUCCCAGGCUCCGUGCCAGGCUCCGUGCCAGGCUCCAAGCCAGUCCCAGACCACGAAGGUGAAGGGCCAGUCUAAGACCAAGCAGGGGAAGGGCCAGGCUCCAAGCCAGUCCCAGACCACCCAGGUGAAGGGCCAGGCUCCAUCCCAGUCUCAAGUUUCCUGUGUUCAGUGCCAGGCUCCAGGCCAGUCUGAGGUUUGCUACCUGCAAUGUGAAGCCCCACAGCCUGUUCAGACUUGCUAUGUAGAAUAUUCUCCAGUUUGUUAUACGGAAGCUUAUGUGGAAGGCCCAGUCCAGACCUAUGUACCCUAUGCAGCUUCUCGGUCUGUCCAGACUUAUGUGGAACGUCCCCCAGUGUGCCAGACUCAGGGAGGAUUCUCUGCCCAGGGCCAGUAUCAGGGUUCCUACAGCAGAUCCACCCCCCAUAGCUGUGCCCCUCAGUUCCAGUCACGGGCUUCCUACAGCAGCUAUGCCCCCCAGUUCCAGCCACGGGCUUCCUACAGUAGCUGUGCCCCCCAGUUCCAGUCACGGGCUUCCUACAGCAGCUACGCCCCUCAGCAUCAGUCCCGGGCUUCAUUUAGCACUUGUGUGCCCCAGUGCCAGACCCAAGGUUCCUAUGGGGGCUUCACUGCAGAGCGCAGGUCUCGGAGCACCAGCAGAUGCCUCCCUUCUCGCCGGCUGGAGCCUUUUCCCCGCAGUUGUUCCCCACCACGACAUUCUGAGCCCUACUACAGCAGCUACGUGCCAUCAAGAUCCUCUGCAGGUUACCCUAACUACUGCACCCCACCCCGCCGCUCUGAACCCAUCUCUGCCAGCCACUGUCCUCGGGGCCCCACCUCAAACUGCUCUCAGAGAUGCAGACCCAAGUGCCGAAUAGAGAUUUCCUCCCCCUGCUGCCCCCGGCAGGUUCCCCCACAGAGGUGUCCUGUUCAAAUUCCUCCCAUCCGACGCUCCCAGAGCUGUGGCCCACAACGUUCCUGGAGUGCCUCCAGCCCAGAGCUGAGGCCACGCAUAGAGCCACGUCCACUCCCAAGCUUCUGUCCACCACGGCGUCUUGACCAAUACCCAGAGCCAUCACUGCAGAGACAUCCACUUCCUGCUCCACGUCCACGUCCACGCCCAGAACGAUGCAUAAGUCCAGAACCCCGCCCGUGCCCUCUACCAAGGAGACUGUCAGAGCCUUGUUUGCGCCCAGCACCACUUCCAGCACCAAUUCCAGUACCACUUCCAGCUCCACGUCCAGCUCCACGUCCAGCUCCACGUCCUCGUCCAGUGCAGUGUGAAAUUCCAGGGCCACGACCAUUCCCACAGCGCUGUGAGUCCCCAGAGCCUCGUCCACGGCCAGAGCCAAUUCCCUUGCCAGCGCCCUGCCCAACCCCAGAGCCACUUGGGGAACCUUGGCACUAUCCCAGCCCUUGCUCCAGCCCAAAUCCAAUUCCAUGCCCAGGAGACCUAGGCUGUCAUGAGUCCAGUCCACGCCACCUAGACACCGAGGCUCCCGGCUGCAGCCCAUCCAGGUGUAACCAGGGGCAAGAGAGUAGUGCUGGCUGUGGACCUGGUGAUGUGUUUCCAGAGCCACAGGGUCAGGGGGGGUGUGGAGACCAAGGCAAUACCUCUGCUGGGGCCAAGAGUGCCUAUUUUUGA